This is a messenger RNA of Aethina tumida (small hive beetle), 1061 nucleotides long. Its product is annotated as ribonuclease Oy-like. Gene Ontology annotation, cellular component: extracellular region. Gene Ontology annotation, biological process: RNA catabolic process. Gene Ontology annotation, molecular function: ribonuclease T2 activity; RNA binding. Lineage: Eukaryota; Metazoa; Arthropoda; Insecta; Coleoptera; Nitidulidae. The coding region runs from base 284 to 958 and encodes 224 amino acids. The transcript is spliced from 2 exons. The record is from RefSeq and is a predicted model, not a curated record.
UUGAAAUAAUAUACUCAUUUGUCAUGAUUAAUUUUACUUGACACUCAUUAAUACAUAAUUUGUGUAAUUGAUUUAAGAAAAAGGACGUUUUAAGAUGCAAGUAGGGUGUUCCUUUGGUGUCUAUAGGGUCCGUCAGGUCUAUAGGUACUUGGAGGAUGUAGGCGGUACUGGAGGUACUUAUUAUAUUUUAACUAAUUGUCAAAAAUGUCAUUGAAAUAAAACCACAAAUUCAUCCCAGUCAAUAAUUCCCCAUUAUCCCCAAAAUUUCCAGUCAGAAUCUAGCAUGCUAUUUCGAACUUUUGUCGCCACAUUCAUUUUAUUAUGCAUCGGCAAAGCUGAGGCGGAACAUUUCGACUAUUACGUGUUCGCCCAACAGUGGCCGGCCACAACGUGCACCAAAUGGAAGUCGGGCGGCAGCUUCAAAUCGUGCAACUUCCCCAACAUGCAGGUGUGGACGGUGCACGGCGUGUGGCCGUCCCGCCACAGCGACCGGGGACCCGAAUAUUGCGACGCCAACGACACAUUCUCGCCCGCCAAGAUCGCCGACAUCGAGACCGAUCUGAGCAACCAGUGGACCGAUGUGCAAGCGAAAUCGGACCGGUACCAGUUUUGGGAGUACGAGUGGCGAAAGCACGGUACCUGCGCCAGCUUCGACUCGGUUUCGGAGUACUUUCGACGCGGGCUGCUGUGGCAGGAGGCGACUUCGUUGGCGCACGUCUUUAGGACGAGUGGAUUACAUCCAUCCAACGACAACUUUUAUGAUUUUAAUGAUUUUUUUGAGGCUGUGUCGCGGCAAGUCGGGACCGAAGCCUUAAUUAAGUGCCACCAGUCUAGAGGUCGAUCUCUUUUGCAUGAAGUUAGGAUAUGUUACAGCAAAAACUUAGAAACUAUGGACUGUCCUAAAUAUAAAUCGGAUUGUGGCAAUAAAGUCCUAUAUUUGGAUUAUCAUGAAGCUUAAAAGCUCAACAACUUUUUCUUCAUAUUAUAGUAAAUGUCAUGUUCAAGAAAUUGAUUACCAUUGUAAUUCUAAGAAAUGUAAUAAAUUAUUUUUAUUAAUUCCA